AUGAGCUAUCUCUCACCGAUAGGAAGUCCGUUCACCGAUGUCACUGAUUUAUUUAGUCAUUCAGAACUUGAAGGUUUCCCAAUUGAUAGGCCUUAUACAAAAACCAGGAUCCCGCUAUCCGCAAAUGCACAUCGCCGGGAAAUAGGAAAGCUUGGGAUAUGGACCUUAUCAUCUGCUAAGCUUGGAAACGGAGUUGAACAACUGCGUGAUGAUAAUGUAAAUACCUUCUGGCAAUCAGACGGAGUCCAGCCUCACACUGUUACUGUCUUCUUUCCUAGAAAAAUCGCAGUGAGUGAAUUUUGUAUUUUUGUUGAUUUUAAAUCUGACGAAAGCUACACCCCAAGCAAGCUGUCAAUUUAUUUAGGAAAUACUACGACUGACCUAUGAGAAGUACAAACCGUAGAUUUAGACGAGCCUACAGGCUGGUUUAAUUUUUCACUGGGCAAGCAGCAAGGAGGUGCUUUUAGGCCUGUAAAAACUCAUAUCGUGCAGCUGAUGGUUUUACAAAAUCAGCAUAAUGGAAGAGACACUCACAUAAGAGAAAUUAAAAUUUUCGGGCCAAGGGAAGAUUUAAAAAUUGCGUUUCCAAAUUUCAACUCGGCUGCAUAUAGUAAAUAUGCAUUUAUCCAUUAA
Blepharisma stoltei is the source of this 633-nucleotide messenger RNA. The record is from the annotation of a GenBank genome assembly. Lineage: Eukaryota; Ciliophora; Heterotrichea; Heterotrichida; Blepharismidae.